This is a messenger RNA of Rotaria sp. Silwood2, 259 nucleotides long. The record is from the annotation of a GenBank genome assembly. NCBI's taxonomy places the organism in Eukaryota, Metazoa, Rotifera, Eurotatoria, Philodinida, Philodinidae.
AUGGAUGCAUCCAAACUUCCUCCAUUACGUGGAAGUUCAAUUGAUAAUCAUCCGAAUGCUAAAAGGCAACAGAAUGGUAUCACUGUCGUUGAUGGAAAUCGACAAGGCAAUGGAAUCAAUCAACUGUCUUACCCGUAUGGUUUGUAUGUUGAUGAUGAUCAAACUGUCUAUGUCGCUGAUGAGUCGAAUCAUCGUAUUGUGGAAUGGAAAUGGGGUGCGACGAGUGGCCAAGUGGUUGCCGGUGGAAAUGGACAAGGAA